This is a messenger RNA of Stylophora pistillata, 3632 nucleotides long. Its product is annotated as probable serine/threonine-protein kinase DDB_G0271682. NCBI's taxonomy places the organism in Eukaryota, Metazoa, Cnidaria, Anthozoa, Scleractinia, Pocilloporidae. The record is from RefSeq and is a predicted model, not a curated record.
AAAAACUACAUAACAUUAAAAAAGUAUCCAAUUGAUGUUGGCAUGAUUCAUUCGAAGGAGAAAUAAUCAAGCAAUCUAGCAAAUGUAAAAGAUAAGGAAUAUGCAACUUGUUCCGGGAAAUCCAUUCAAGAGCAGUUGCAAACAUCUCAAAAGUCUUACAGGAACUCGAACAACCCAUAGGCAUGCACCUACCAUAAUAGUAUUGGCCUUCCCAGUAUAUUCCUAAUAGAUCGUAAUCUUCAGGGCGAAUAGGGACUAACCGAAAAGCACUCUUAACGUCGGUUUUAGCUAAAAAACAAUGGGGACCCAUAGACUUAACCAAGUCAAUGGCAUUCUCCACUGUGGCAUACGAAACAUUUGUGUAAACGGAAAAAAUGCCCUCAUUUAAGGAGGAGCCUUUUGGAUAAGAAAGAUGUUAAAUUAAACGAAACUCACCUUCAACUUUCUUGGGGACCAAACCCAGGGGUGAUAUACGAAAGAUCGGAAAAGGAGGGGAUGAAAAAGGGCCAGCAAGCCUAUGGGCAUCGAGUUCCUUAGAAAGCUUAGCACUCACAGCCUUUGGAUUCUGUAGAGCCGAAAGAAGGUUGGGGGCCUCCUGAGAACAACGAGGGCCAUCGAAAUACAAAGGAAAACCUGAUGUAAAACCAGAUUCCAACAACUGCGCAAUUGAAUGGUUAUACCCAGAAAGGAAAGGAAGCAUACACCUAAUGUUGACGGAGGUUGGUAACUGCAAAGCUUGACUGGGGGUUGGUUGAAUGGGGGGAAGGUUUGGUGGUACCUCUGUUUUGUGAUUGAAUCCCGCCAGCUUUGGCACGAAAAUUACAGUUUAAAGCAUGGUGGGAGCCCUCACAUUUAAAGCAAUCAGGCCUAAAAGAACAGCCCAUACAGUCACCACCCCUAUGGAAAGUAAAACAAAAACCCUCGGUACUCUAAGAUUGGCCAUAAGCUUUCUAGUGCCUGCAGGGGUUUGCGCCCUCUUGACACUGACCGGGCUCUACGAGUGGAGCCAAAGCUCCCAGUGAAUGGUACCCCAUGGAAAGGAAGUACCAGGCGUCUGCCUUAAAAACCGGAAAUUUUCAUCGUAAAAACGCCAGUUGUGACCCCUGGUGGCAAGGUCCUGCAUGGUAGAGCCAUACUUCAUAAGGCCUGUACCUUCACUUGGAGAGCGGCUUGUAAAAACUCCCACGAACACAUGGAAAGCUUGGACCCAAGAGCCAUCACCAGGAUUAAUGGUGAGCUGAUAUUUUCCUUCUGUGAAUUGGUUGGCCAAGAGCAGACCAAAGUCAAUAAAUUCAUUAUUCCAGAUUUUUUUUUAGUUUUAAAGGCACCCGGGCAUCGACUGCCGGCAGACUGACGGAUGUGAAUAUGUCCUUAGGAUGGACUGCCCCUGUUGAUUGACUCUCACCUGUCAAUGAAGAGUGGAGUGACUGGACCACUUGAGCAACCUGUUCCCCAGCUGAGGUAUUGCCAACAGGAGAAGAACCAACCACAGGGACCUCUGUGGUCAACUGUUGAACGGCUGUUGUCCCCGCCACGUUUGGAAAAACCUCCGUGGUAGGAAAUGGCACUUGGGACUCUUGAAUAGCAGGCGGAAAAGAUGCUGGCUGGAACUGUCGGGUGACCUCAGCUGCUACAUGCUGAACCAACUGGUCAAGCAGGGCCGGGGGAAAGGCGGGUAUGGUUGCAGAAAUAGUGCGCUCAGAGGCAUGAGAAGAUGGCACAGAAUGAAGAACUGCUGGCUGAGAGGGUAGGUCACUGUCAUUACCACUGGAUGGUAAACUGGGAGCUGCAGUACGCCUCCUCCGAUGAGGUGGAGCCACCAGAGAGACUAACGCUUGACGAGAAGGUCAUUUUGACCUAGUAAAUCGUCGGGGUGGCAUCUGAUAAACAAAAUAAGAAGAAAAAGGCAGAAACCAGCUCUCAAGGAACGAGGCUACUUGGGUCUUCAACAACAACAAAACAGUUGCGAAAUCAGUUCUGAAGACGAGACAGACCUUCAAGGGAAUUGUUUUAGCUGUGCAACCGUAUGCCGCGGUUGACGAGGGGGCAGCUUAGCUGGUAUCUGUAGAGAUAUGCCCAGCGAUCGUCGAAUUUCUCACCCGUCAACAAACAAAAGGUAUCCAAGAGCAAAUAGCUGACAAGACCGGGAUCAAGUGGUUUGAAGCUAGUAGGACUUUCAUGAUGUCAGGAAGCUUGAAACAAGUGAAAAUGUCACGUGGUUAUCUGCUGCAAGCUAUUGUUCAAUGUGGUGGCAUAGCACAACAAAACAAGAUGAAGAGUACUCUGUCAAAACUUCAGAAUUUAAGAAAUGAAGACGCUGACCGGAAUGACAGCGAAAGAGCAAAGGAUGUGAGUCCAUCAGAGUUUCCCAGAAAACUUCCUGAGAAAUUACAGUUACUUCUUAAAGAAACUCAACAAGAAAAAUCGGACCUACAAAAACAGUUGAGCCAACAGCAAAAGUCUCGUUCUGAACUGGAAGAAAGAUUGAAAACCGAACAAGUAUCAAGUCAAUCUCUCCAACUCCAGCUCGAAGCAAAUGAGCUCUCUAUUAGAGAACUACGACUUGAAGUUGAAGAGGGGCGUCGACAGAAGACAGCUUUGGAGGAAACAGUAAGACGUCUGCAGCUUCAAAUUGCAGAGGAAAUGGAUAGGCAUGCAACCAUUGAAAGAGAUUUACAAUUAGCCCUGUCUACAACUCAAGCGGAAUUGUCAGAGCUACGAUGCAACACGCGAGACUGGAUCAUACUACGUGAAGAAGUUACUCUUCGCAGAAAAGUCUUAGGCAAUGGAGCCUGGGGAUCUGUUAGAGAGGGAACUUUUCGCGGUUCCAAAGUUGCUGUUAAAGAAAUUCGUGAACUAAUUCUCUCUGAUCACAAUCGUCGACUAUUUGAACGAGAAAUGAACAUCGCAUCGCGCUGUCGCCAUCCAAAUCUGUUGCAGUUUAUUGGCGCAACAAAUAACGAUGGUAGUCCAUUGUUUGUAACUGAGUUACUCGAUAGUUGCCUGAGGCGUUUGUUAUCCGAACGAGAACUAACUCCCAAGGAAGUUUUGAACCUUGCUUUAGACGUCGCUAAAGGUCUUAACUACCUCCAUCUUAACAAACCGCUUCCCAUCAUUCAUAGGGAUAUCAGCAGUGCAAACGUGUUGCUUUGGAGAAGAGACGAUUGUUGGAGGGCUAAGUUGUCUGACUAUGGAGCGGCAAACUUUAUGCAAAAGUGCAUGACAGCAAAUCCAGGGGCUAUGAUUUAUUCAGCACCAGAAGCUUUUACUCUAAAACAAUCACCAAAGGUAAACAUUUUCUGUUUAGCUUUCCCGUAGUCCGGUCGAGGGAGGGCGUUAGCACGUUUUAGUUACUCUAUUGUAACAAGCUAGGUGCAAUUCUACUUCCUAACCCACCAUUGAAAGGUGUGAAGUUACAACUGGUGUCAGGUAAUUUUUUUAAAUAAAUAUGAUCUUUGUGAAAAACUUCCACGCUGUUUGUUAGAGUUCCUAUGGGUUGGUUAAUAGUUUGGGUGUCGUGACUUUGACUGCCGUGAGGAAGGCUACACCGGUAUAAAUGUCCUGAACUUUUUAAUUUGUCUGCUGAAUUAUUUUUCUUCCUAACCAGGUGGAUGUGUACAGCUAUGGUGUCC